This is a messenger RNA of Asparagus officinalis (garden asparagus), 626 nucleotides long. RefSeq lists its product as uncharacterized. The record is from RefSeq and is a predicted model, not a curated record. The transcript has 5 exons. The coding region runs from base 148 to 429 and encodes 93 amino acids. NCBI's taxonomy places the organism in Eukaryota, Viridiplantae, Streptophyta, Magnoliopsida, Asparagales, Asparagaceae.
UAGAGGCCCAGCCCGACGCGUUCCGUGCUCCUGCUCUCUUUCUGUUCCAAGCUCUACAGCCAUCAUCUCUCCCCCCCUCCUCCUCCUCCGCCGCCGCCGCCGCCCCCGCCCGUUCAGCAAUAUAGCAGCAACAAAAGGUCAAAAUAGAUGCCUUCACUGCAAACUUCGUUACCGCCUGAGCUUGCAGACAAUGUGAUAAGAUUGUACCGCGAGUGCUUGCGAAGAGCCAAAUAUAUAGGCCAAAAGAACUACAACACCGAGCUCCUUGUCGACAUGGUGAGGCAGCAGUUCAAGAGAAAUAUGCAUGAGACUGAUCCCGAUAAGAUCCAAAAAUUUAAAGACGAUGCUGCUAGAGGUCUUAUCCACCAUAUGCUUUACGAGUCUCAGAAGAUGAUGAAUCCAAAGUCCUCUCGCGCACGCUCCGCGUAAUCUCGCGUUUGAUGAAUACAAUCGAUCUUAACGUGUUCGAAAGUCUAUUUUGUUACCCGAGCCCAAUAUGAUACGACACUAUGUUUUUAACUGUUUCAAAAUUUCAUGACAUAACGGAAUAAAUUCUCAUGGUUUUCGCUGUCGUGUUGAAAACAAAGGUGAAAACAAAGUUAUAAACUCUCUUGGUUGUGGUCUAA